Spea bombifrons (plains spadefoot toad) is the source of this 1632-nucleotide messenger RNA. It is a transcript of the gene NRN1, whose product is annotated as neuritin 1. Bases 137 to 565 code for a protein of 142 amino acids. The record is from RefSeq and is a predicted model, not a curated record. NCBI's taxonomy places the organism in Eukaryota, Metazoa, Chordata, Amphibia, Anura, Pelobatidae. Gene Ontology annotation, cellular component: plasma membrane. Gene Ontology annotation, biological process: neuron projection extension; nervous system development. The transcript has 3 exons.
CUUCCCUUCUCUCUCCGGCUCUGCAAAGUGUCAGCAGCGGGAACUUGUUGGCAAUGCCUAAUUUUCAAUCCCCACCAAGGUUUCCCAAAGUAACCAUUUAAGAUCUACACUCUCCAAUGGUUUUAUUCAAUGUAGGAUGGGACUUCAGUUAAACGGCAGAUGUAUUCUUUUGGUCCUCGCUGUGCAGCUAGCAUACCUGGUUCAGGCGGUGAGGGAUGCAGGCAAUUGUGAUAAGGUCUUUGAGGGCUUAUCGAACUGUAUGAUGGAUAUGGGAAAGAAAAUUGGACCCUUCUCCCAAAGCCUGGAAGAACAGAAAAACGCCGACACCAUUUGCGAAUAUUGGAAUGAUUUCCACUCCUGUGCUGUCGCAGUCCUCGUAGAUUGUCAUGUUGGGGCAGCAGAGAUUUGGGAUAAACUGAAAAGGGAUUCAAAAAAACUCGACAUUCAAGGCAGUUUGUUCCAAAUGUGUAGUAGUUCUGGCUCAGUCAGCCCCAGACCCGUACUACCUGCCUUCCUGCCUUUACUCAUGGUGUCUCUCUCUGCUCUACUGAUCUGGAUCUUCUAGUAGACACAAAAAAGCUUGAGGAAUCCACAUGCAUUCUCCACCUGCUGGAUUUCUAGAGGAAAUAUCUAUCAGUUCUUGGGGACUUCGUCAUUCUUUGCGAUGCUGAAAAAACCCAUCAACAUCUAGGAUUGUGGAAAAGGAAAAAAAAAUAGUUAAUUUAUUUUGUGUUUUUGUUUGCCAAAUGUUACCAAACAGUGAACAACAACAGCCAAAAAACGGACCUCAGCUUUAUAUCUUCAGACAGAAAAGAGAAACCUUGAGCCCUUUUUUUUCCUUUUUUUCUUUUUUUGUUGGUGUUUGCAAAAGUAACUCAGGAAAGGCCCUGGGCCAAGUAAUAAUAAUAAUAACAAUAAUAAUUACAAUAAUAAUAACAACAGUAUGAGGAGGAUAUGAGAUUUGGGCUCAUUUUAGAACAACACACAAUGCAGAGAUAAAGCCACGGGAUGUCCACUCCAUCUAUAAUGUGCUGUAGAUGUUCACACGUGAAGCAUAUGGUCAAACUCACAAUCUAAUGUACUCCAUAACCCCUUCACCGAACCACAUUUUCUCCAUCACACAGCAAAUACCGUAUGUAACCAAGAAAAGGGUAGCUAAGAGCACAGUAACAGAAAUAUGUAUCUACCACGCAGAACAGCGUCUAGAUUAGUAAAUGAAUGAAUGGAUUCUUGGGUGAGUGAAUAAGUAAGUGAAUGGUUAUGUACGUUCUGCCAAGAGAUUUUAGCUUUACCUGCUGUUGCCAAGAUUUCUUUCAGAGUCCACUGCCUUUAUUUAUUUUUUUCUUGGUUUUAGAUGUUCCACAUAUUACUUAAAUAGCCCAUAGUGUAAACCACAAGUGGGGAAAUACAUGUAAAACCGUACAAUAGUUAUAUAUAAAUAUAUAUUAAAAGAAAAUUAUACAAAAUAAAACAUUUUGACAUAAAAGAGAGCCUUGAUUUUAAAAUAAAUUAAUAAAUGUAAUAAAAAAAAAAACAAAGUUUAUUAUAAACUCAAAUCAGCAAAAAAAUAUUUGCUACAAAGUAUAGUAAAAAAAAGAGUAUUAAAUAAAAUUAUUGUUUCAAAAAAAGAAA